AUGGCGUUGCAGGAUAUCAAAGAAGAAGAGCCAGAAGUGGCGUUUGGCGCUCGACAAAGCGCACAGCGUGACGAGUCGCUGGAAUCGGCCCCGUUGCACGUCGUGGGGCUCGGGAUGAUUGGCGUGCCGGGCGUGAGUGGUGCGCAGACCGCGCUCAGCGGUGAUUCGGUUGCCAGCACCGCGAUUCGUGGCGGCAGCGUCGAGGACGCGGCCGCGGCCGCGUCCGGCGAGAUGGCGGGCGGCCAGGAGGCGCUGCUGCCGCCGCUGCCGGACGUCAACGGCGUGAGCGAGGAGCUCAUGGGUGGGAACGCUGCGGUGGUCGACGCCACGCCCGCGGCGGCCGCUGCCGCGGCCGCGCUGGGCGACAGCGUGACCGCGCACGUCAGCGCGAACACCACGUCCGUGUCGCUCGAGUCGUCGACGGGCACCGCUGACAGCGUGCUCAGCAGCGCAAUGGAGCGUGUUUCGGAGCCCGACACCUCGUUCGACUUGUCGAAGGCACUUGAGAUCCCGCACGACUCGUCCAACUCCAAUUCCAACCCCAUGUCGCCCGUGCUCACGUCGCCCAAGCUGUCGCUCAAGCGCAAGUUUUCGAGUUCUCUCAUGCCCGCGGCCACCAACAGCGCGGCGCCAGUGGCGCCGGCCAACGGCAAUUCCUGCUCCGGCGACGCGUCGACUGCGGCCGUGGGGACCGGCGCGAUCAACGCGGCGUCCAUUGCGUCGCAUUCCGACUUGCCGUUGCGUCGUUCCAGCACGCGCUCCAGCUCCCACAGCGUGGACCACACCUCCAAGACCAACUCCCCAAUCAACAUCCUGCCCCGGCUCAGCGCCAAUUUGGAGUCGGCCGCGGCCAUGGUGAAGGAGCAGAUGGGCCUGGAUAACAACAACAACAGCAGCAGCACCAACACCAACACCAACACCAACACCGUACGAAAGCUCCCCAGAAAGUUCAGUUUCGGAAGCAGCAGCAGCUCUUCCCACUCGUUCCACGACAAUGAUGAUCUCGUCUAUAAACCGCCCCCCACAUUGCUGGAGGGCGAGCGUGAGUUUCCCACGUCGGAAGCCAGCUCCCCCGUGUCCCCGAGCUUCGGCUCGUCAAUGGAGUUCGAACCCGGCACCGCCAGGCGAAUGCCCCUUCUCAAGCGCGCCUCAAGCGCGAUUCUGCGGAAAACUUCGCUCUCCAAGAAGGACCCUGAGGACUCAGGCGCACUUCUACCUUCCCCUGCAUUAAUGGCGAGUUCUGCCAAUGAACUUCGCCAAACUUCAUCAUUCUCAGCAUUGUCAUACGAGUCCGAACUUCUCACGAAGCAACGCGGCAAAAACAAAAGAAAACUCUUCAUAAGAACUGCAUUAUCAUCCACUAGAAGUUGUAGUAGUCCCGAAACCCUCGACUUCUCCACUCCUAUAUCUGCCACCACUCCAUCUCUUUCAUCAGAACCACUUUCGUGUCAACGUUCCCUGGGAAGCAAAUUCAAACGCAGUUUCACCAGGAUCAUAAGUGGCUCUCCAUCUGAGAAAAAUUUCGUCUCGGAAUCUGUUGCAGAUGACAUAUCAGUAAAGGUUCAAGCUCCACCUGGCGUAUCGACCACGCCAUCCUCUGAAAUUUCAGGUUCUCCUUUACUCUCGUCGCUCGAGGACUCUACCCCAUUCGAACCUCCAGGUAUCACUUCUCGUGUUACCCCAGUUAGUGAUAACUUCUCGUUGGCUCGUAGGUCUGCCUCUUUCACACGGCCCACGGUCACGAAAACGUCCUCUUCUACUUCCACUGUAAGGCAAACUCCCGUUGGUAAAAGAAAUCCUGCUUCCAAAAAGAUUUCCAACUACAACAAGAAAAAUGCUAGUACCACUGGCAGUCUCAACACUGGGAGAGAUAAUAGUGUUUUCAGCGGUAAUGAUACAAGUGGAUCAGUGAGCAACGAAUCCGAAAUCGAAGAGAUCACCGUCGAUAUUGAUGAAAUUACAAAAGCACUACCGGUCAUUACAAUCACUGAAAAAUUCGGAGCUAAAAAUGCAACUCCAAUUCAAACUCAAUCAAAUAUUGGCCUGGAUAAGAUUUACCAAGAGGAUAGUCGCAGGGCGGUAACACCUCAAUCUGUUCCAGAUGAACUAAAACCAAGCAAAAUCAGUCUAAGAGAGUACAUCGAUAUUUUGAUACAGCAACAACGUGUGGAAGAUGAGAGAUUUGCCGUCCUCGAGAAAAAUUUCUCUUCUAGCGGAUGGUGCUCGCAAGAUGAUAUCAUAAGCAUUAAACAGAAAAGAAUCGUGAUAAACAAAAAAUGGGCAGAAAGAAUAUCAUACUAUCAAAAUAGAUUAGAAGUAUGA
Messenger RNA from Lachancea fermentati, 2322 nucleotides. NCBI's taxonomy places the organism in Eukaryota, Fungi, Ascomycota, Saccharomycetes, Saccharomycetales, Saccharomycetaceae. The record is from the annotation of a GenBank genome assembly.